Messenger RNA from Lolium rigidum, 821 nucleotides. RefSeq lists its product as uncharacterized. Bases 1 to 687 code for a protein of 228 amino acids. The record is from RefSeq and is a predicted model, not a curated record. NCBI's taxonomy places the organism in Eukaryota, Viridiplantae, Streptophyta, Magnoliopsida, Poales, Poaceae. The transcript has 2 exons.
AUGCCCGCAGACUUGAGCUCCCUGGACCAGCCGCCGCGCCGCCCACGCGGCCACCGCGGCCGCCACACAGCCGAGGAACCCGGGGCCGCCGCCCCAGCGCCCAUCUCUGCCGGAACGCCGCGCCAAACCAGGGAAUCCUUUGUCUUACCUCUUUGUAGCCCAUGUCGAGGAAUGUAUUAUGAAUUAGAUAAGGCAUUAUUAGAAGUUGAUCUUUGGGAAAAGAAGGAAGGGGAUGAAUCAGCUGACAAGCAGCAAAUCUCUGGAUAUGUUGAGAUCGAUAUCGUUUUCGAACACGAUUUCCUGUUUUGUGGACGGAUUACUGUUGAUAAGUGCAAUUUGGACAUAACGUACACAAUUCUUUCAAGAAGUGUUGAGACUGUAAUACAAGUCUAUGCAAAGGUUGAUCAUCCUCAUCAUGUGAGGUUCACUGCUUUUAGCACUGGAUAUUGUAAGGAUGGAGUCAUGCUGUUGGAUGACAAACUAUUUGGGAGCGAAAAAUUAUUCCAGCAUAUCGUUGCUGUGAAAGCAAAUGAAGAGUUGGAUGUUGUUUUAGAAGUGGACAAUUCACUGUUCAAGUGGACUUUUCAGGAUGAAUAUGUCGGCGCUGUUAUCUCUCCUAAUGACUCGAUCUUUGACUAUGGCCUGUUUUUCGUGAGAGUGAUGUUUGCUCCAAAGGACUCUCAGUGAAGCCGUAGGUAAACAGCAGAAUUCUAUGGUCUGACUUAUAUGACAUUUCUAUGUAGUAUAUACAACUGGCCAUAUCGUGAAUUAUUUUUCCUAGUCCCAGUAUUAGUUGACCCAACGAACACUUUAUGCUAACC